Messenger RNA from Epinephelus lanceolatus (giant grouper), 4672 nucleotides. RefSeq names its product WAS/WASL interacting protein family member 3 (gene wipf3). Lineage: Eukaryota; Metazoa; Chordata; Actinopteri; Perciformes; Serranidae. Gene Ontology annotation, molecular function: actin binding. The record is from RefSeq and is a predicted model, not a curated record.
UCGACUAAUUGGUUUGAGUCAUUUUUCAUAGAAAAGUACUAUAAAAGUACCCCAAAAUACUCUUAUUGGAGCCUCUUACAUUCAUAUAUUGGCAUAAUUUUGGGGUUUGGGAGAGACAGACCGACAUUUUUUAACAUUUUAACACAUUUUUCGAUAAAAUGAUUAGUUGACUAAUCAAAGAAAUAAUCGACAGAUUAGUCGACAAUGAAAAUAAUCGUUAGUUGCAGCCCUAUUACCAAGCUACACCCAAAAAUUGGAUCAUCCCACAGAAGGAUGGAGAGUCUCCUGCUGGCACAAGCUUGAGCGUUUCGUCCACGAGUAGAUGCACUCUUCCUUCUGAUGAUGUGGUUGGUGGGUGUAGUUUGGUAGAAAGAAAAAAAGUUCCUACAUCAAACUGAUAAAUUGUACUUUUUGGCUCUUUCAGCACCUCAAACUGAGAGGCGUCCAGUCCCACUUUGUAAGAGAGAAGGCAGACAUUUAUGGCCAAUAGCUCAUCAAAACAAUCUAGAUUGAUAAAUAGCACCACAGGUAAGAGGAAAUAUAUGUAGUUUGGAUUUUGGCGUGAACAGUCCCUUUAAAAUAUUUCUUUUUGCACAUUUAUUGAAAGUGGAAAAAAUACAGAAAUUAAUGUCAGCACACAACAAUGAUUUACAGCUGGAGUCUGUCUCUAAAACGCUAAACAGAACAUUAAAGUGACACCUGCUUCAUUGAUUCAUACAAUAGAGAUUCAGCACUAUGUUGUAUCCUCAGGUCAGUUAGGACAGCCUCAGCUUGGGCUCCAGGUUCUCUGUCUUUUUACAUGUCUUUCACAUUGAAAAAUGUAGAAAUCACUAGUUAAAGCUGCAGCAGCUGCCACUUCCAGCUGCUUGUGUGUGUUUGUGUCAUUAGAUCUUCUUUGCUUCAGGAAGAACAAGACGUACAACAGGUCAAAGGAAAACAGCUGGUGUGAGAGGUGCAUUUCCUCUCAGUGUCCCACCUGUUCUUUUAGAGCUCAGCUAACCAGUGUCCAGCUUUGCCCCCUUUAAAGUCCUACACUAGUGUCACAGAGGCUGCUUGACACAGAUAUGGAGAUAGAAAUAGCAACGGAGGACAGGCUGCCAGUUGCAUAGACGGGAAUUGCACACACACACACACACACACACACACACACACACACACAGACAAGACAAGAGGGACAGAUACAGAUUCAACAAACACAGUUUCUGUUCUGUUUUAUUAAAUUUCUCAGGAGGAGCAUGUGCAGAUUCCACAGAGAAUCUAAUGUGCACAAACGUCGGGCUGUUUUGAGUUCUUCUCAGCCAUGCAAGACAGCUCCUGAAGAAUUUAUGAUGUCAAGAAAGUUAUGUGGAGGUCUCAGUGACUGUUGCUGUGGAUCAUUUACUAGCUGAGUUGUCAUUAAUGUGGAGAUUGACAAACGGUGAUAUGAUCUCGGGCAUGAGCUGUUCCUGGAAAGUUGCUCUCGGCCACUAUCACUUAUCAAAGUGAUACACGAACCAGUUGCUCUUGAUAAUAGAACCACAAGACAUCCUGUACAGAAAGAACAAUGAGUGAGCAUGCUGUAACAUUUUCCUGAGAAGUUUCCUGACUGUAUUUUCCAUUCACUUACUGCAGUGAGGGCCAAUGGUCACUGAGCGGCUGAGGGGCAGGGGUCUAUUACUUUUCACACAACACUGUCCGUUGUUCCUCUCCUAAAGUCCCUGCCACAGGGCAGUGUGGGAAGAAGAGGAGGACAGGGGCGGGGUGUGUGUGUGUGUGUGUCAGAUUUCUCUAGAGAGGAUGGAGCGCUCUCUGUUUCCUGUUUUGCGCUGUAUACUGGUGAAAGCUCUUCCUGUUCAGUAAAGAGGGUAGGAGGUCAUCCAAAGUGCCCCUGUACACAGUAGCAGCUUCUGACUGUGGACAGUGGCUGCAGUGCAUGAACAGGAUGGCGAUUGUGUUUGUUUCUGCAUUGCCUUCCGCAGGUAUCUGAGGCCUCAGCAUGCCAGUGCCCCCUCCUCCCCCUCCGCCUCCCCUGGCUCCCCCUCCACCACCGCCGCCACCGCCGCCAAGCUCUGCCCUGCCACAGUGUCCGUCGGAGCCUCCUAAGCUCCAGUCUGGUGGAGGAGGAGGAGGAGGUGGAAGGAAUGCCCUGCUGGCCGACAUCCAGAAGGGAGCCAGACUGAAGAAAGUCACACAGGUCAACGACCGCAGUGCCCCCAUCGUUGAUAAGCCCAAGGUGGGCACUGGAGAUGUAUCCAGCAGUGUUGGUGCUUCUCAGGGCUCAUCAGGAGGGAUGGCACCUGCGGGGCCCACUUUGGGUGGGCUCUUUGCUGGAGGGUUCCCCACUCUCAGGCCUAUAGGACAAAGAGAUGUAGUAGGCAAGACUCCAGUGUCACGGUCAAGCUCCUCAGCCUCCCUGAAGCCUCAGUGGAACGCCCCCACCCCAGCAGACAUGAGCAGCGUCUCCGAACCUCACAGGACGUUGGAGCUCCGAAGCUCCGUCCAUCGUCAACUGGCUCCCUCGUCCUCUGCUCCUCCCUCCCCAUCGCACAGCAGCAGACACUUACCUCCUUUCCCUACCUCCUCUCCCCCUCCCCCUCCACCUCCACCGGCUCCACCCUCUGCCCUCCCCCCGCCUCCCCCACCCCAAGCCUUCCAGGACCGGCCGGCUAAUAAGCCACCGCCUCUCCCCUCCUGCCCUCCUCCUCCCCCUCCAUCUCAGGUCACAAAGCCCACCUGGCUCCCCAUCCAGCACUCCUACCACACCACCAUCUCCCAGCCUUCUACUCCUCCUCCUCCACCUCCUCCUCCACCUUUCCAACCUCCCUCUGCUGUUCCAGGGGACCGCUCCUCAGGGUGCUUCUAUCCUCCACCCCCAGUCCAUUCUGAGCCUUCCAGGUUCCCCAUCCUGCGAGACAGCCCACUGGGACCUCCUCCUCCACCUCCUCCCCCACCCCUCCCGGCUUCUUUCACCCCCAGUUGCCCAUCCACCCUACCUCCUCCACCACCCAAGGUGGCUGCAGUGCCCUCGCCGACCAUGCGCUCUUUGCCUCCCUCGUACCCCUGCAAUGCUCCCACCAGACGGCCACCUGCUGUACCCAGAAGUGCAGGAGUGGGUCGCCUAGCUCCUCCUCCAGCUCCCCCGGCACGUUCCCCCUCUACUGAGCUGUCCAGCCGCAUUCCUCCCCCUCCACCACCACCUCCUCUGCCGCCAUCAAGUCUCAGGAAUGGACACCUGCACAGCCUGGCAGAUGACUUUGAAUCCAAGUUCCAGUUCCACCCCGUAGAGGACUUCCCCCCUCCGGAAGAAUUCAAGCCUUUCCCUCGGAUCUACCCCAGCAAAGAAAACAGAGUGAACCCCAAACCACCUGGGAUUAGGACACACCUCAGAUGAGUCAAGGCCUCACCCUGUUCUUCACCGCCCCCCCCCCAACACACACAUAUCAGACAGUCCUCAGACAGACUCAGUCCUCCUCCUCAUGACAAUAACAUAACUGCCAUGGACGUGUUUGGAUGCAGGCUCUGUGUGUGUGUGUUGUUUGUGUUGAGUGUAUUUGUGUGUGUGCGUGUAUAUGUGAGUGUCAAACAGGGUCCCGCCUUAUACUGACUAUGUGACCUCCGACCUUUUCCAGUGUGGAAUGUUUUGAAUGUUUGUGAGGAGGAGGGCUCUCCCUACUCAUACUCAUAAGUUACAUACAGACUAUACACACACACACACACACACACACACACACUCUCUCUCCAGGGACAGUGUCUACCAGCAGCUAUAUUUAUCAUGACUCGUGACACAGUUUGUGAGCAUUUCAGGAUCUACAUACAGGACAGAAUAUCUUAAUCUGAUGUCAUGAUCUGUUCCUUGAUACAGUAGCACUUUUAAAGUCGGCAUUUAACCCAGAAAUGUUCUUAAACACACAGAUAAGACAGUAAAGCUUUUAUUAAAGACAGUUUAUGCAAGACUGAGGUCCUAAGAAGUUCAGUAGGUAACUUUUGUCAUAAUAACUUUUUGUCAUAUUUGCUGAAACUGGCACUAUAUCCUGACGGUAGUAUAUGAGAGAGAUUAUCUAUAAGAAAAAAAAGGGUUCCUCUGACUCCUCCUAGUGUUCCUAAUGACCUCAGUUUUGGUUUUGUAUCUGUCUCAUGUACUACUGUCAGGGUAUAGUGACAGUUUCAGCAAAGAUGCAGAGAUGGGACAGUUUUUUUUUCCUACUGUAGCUUUACGUGCUUGUAAUGUUCUCCCUUAACGGUUUGUUCAAGCAGGACAAUCCUCUCAAGAUCUGUUUUUCUUUCUUAUGGGAAUUCAGCGACCUAUAUAGCCACUGUUAGCAGGAGACUAUGUAAACCUCAUACAACUCAAUGUGAAAACAGACUUUACUGCAGGAUGUGCUAACCUUGGGGGUUCAUAAAUCCUUGUACAGUACAUAUAGUGGUGCUCUCCAGUGUUUAUGUAAUUAUUUUUGUAUGUUGAAAAUGCAUCCAUAUAAGUGUAGAAGAGAACAUACUAACAUUUUACAAAUUAUGGGAAUGUGUCUAAGUUACACUGUUAUGAAUAGAUAAUGAAUGAAUGAGGUGUAGUGUUUCCUCUCUCACUGUAUUAACCAAUACUAACACCUGUGAAGACAGUGCCACCUGCUGGUUCAAUGUGUAAAGUAUUACAAGGUGUGACCACCAAAUAAACCACAGUAUUUUGUUCUAAAAA